AUGUCUGCCUUUCCCCAGGUUCCUCCUGAAGUGAUCGCUUCCUUGGCGAAGGAUAACAAGUCUCCUCUCAUCAUUGGUCUCGUUGCCGGUUCGACUGGUCUUGGGUUCAUUUGCGUGGUGCUUCGCUUCUUCUCGCGCAUCAAGCUUGUUGGCAUUGUCGGGCUGGAAGAUUACUUUAUUGCGCUUUCCAUGGUCUUCGGUAUUUGCUCAUCUGCGUGCUUGAUCCAAGGUGCAAGAUAUGGCAACGGAAGACAUCUGAUCAACGUCCCCAUGGAGAACGCGUUUUAUAUCCUCAAAUACCUAUUCUUCAGCAUCAUCGCUUACCAUGUUGCUUUGACUUUGACCAAGUUCUCAAUUUUGCUACAGUACAGGCGCAUUUUCACUCUGAAGGGCUCGAGAAAGCCUAUCUACAUUGUCAUGGGCAUAUGCGCAGCCACCGGGACGACUGCUGUCUUGACAGCAGUCUUUACUUGUGUGCCGGUGAAUGCUUACUGGAAUAUGGGCUUGAAGCCUUUUGCGAAGUGUGUUAACCAGGACGCCAUGUACCAUGCUAACGCUGCACUAAACAUCACCACCGACUUGCUGGUCGCUGCACUUCCUGUGCGUCAAUUGUGGAGGCUCCAGAUCGCCAUGAGACAGAAGAUCGCUCUUCUGAUCAUUCUGACGCUUGGCUGGUUCGUCGUCAUCAUCUCCAUCAUCCGCCUCUACUUCCUCAUCCUCGUCGCCAAACAUCCUACCGAUCAGACAUGGUACAGCGGCCCAGCAGCAUACUGGUCCGCCCUUGAAGUCAAUCUCGCAAUUGUCUGCGCCUCAACACCCGCUUUAAAACCACUAGUUGUAAAGAUCAUGCCAAUAUUCGGCACGCGCUUUGGAACAUCCAAGAGAUCACACGACCCGUCGCACUCGACGCAGAAUUCGCGAAGCAAUGGCUUCCAGCGCCUGAAGGGCAAAAAUAGCCAAUCAACGAUGAAUGAGGAGAUUGCGAUUGCCGCGCUACCAAAUGCGUACAGACACGGUGAAGCGUGGAAAGAGAUUCACGUUACGAGGGACUUUGAACAAAGAAGCGUGAAUGAGAGGAGGCUGAGUGAUGAUAGUCAGAAGGAUUUGUACAACGGCUUUCCGAAGCCGAUGGAACGGCGGUAAUGAAUUCCAUAUUUUUGGACUGUUUCGUCGUAGUAGUAGUAGCUGUACCAUGUUGUUACGGCGCGCAAAAUCGAAACAUCUGCU
Messenger RNA from Parastagonospora nodorum SN15, 1227 nucleotides. RefSeq lists its product as hypothetical. Lineage: Eukaryota; Fungi; Ascomycota; Dothideomycetes; Pleosporales; Phaeosphaeriaceae. Bases 1 to 1143 code for a protein of 380 amino acids. The record is from RefSeq and is a predicted model, not a curated record. The transcript is spliced from 5 exons.